This is a messenger RNA of Talaromyces stipitatus ATCC 10500, 1158 nucleotides long. RefSeq lists its product as uncharacterized. The transcript has 4 exons. Gene Ontology annotation, cellular component: nucleus. NCBI's taxonomy places the organism in Eukaryota, Fungi, Ascomycota, Eurotiomycetes, Eurotiales, Trichocomaceae. The coding region runs from base 1 to 1158 and encodes 385 amino acids. Gene Ontology annotation, molecular function: DNA binding. The record is from RefSeq and is a predicted model, not a curated record.
AUGCCAUCAAUUCGCAAUAAAAACAAAAAAGACUUAGCUGAGCAAGAGGGCCGAAUCCUAUUAGCUAUUUCCGAUUUACAAAAUGACCGAAUCUUGCGCGUGGCUCAAGCUGCAAGGAUUUAUAAGAUACCCCGGACCACUCUACAAAAGAGAUUAAACGAUAAACGUGGAUUACCCCCUCGGCGCUCUCUUGUACGAGAGAUGGCUAAUUAUCUUCUCUCGCAACACGGAAAUCAACAGGUUGGAGAAAAAUGGGUUUAUAAUCUUGUCAAACGUCGUCCAGAGAUUGAAUCAAAAUUCUCACGGAAAUACAACUAUGAACGUGCUAAAUGCGAAGAUCCGAAGAUAAUCCAAGAAUAUUUUGUUCGCAUACGAGAGACUGGCUUUGCUAUGGGACUUUGUGCAACUGCCAAGGUUAUUACUGGAAGUGAUCGAUAUGCUCGGCCAAAGCUAUUACAGCCUGGUGAUCGAGAAUGGGUAACUGCAAUUGAGGCAGUUAACUCAACAGGAUGGGCUUUACCUUCAUAUAUUAUCUUUAAGGCAAAGAAAUAUAUGCGAUUAGGCUGGUUUGAGGAUCUUCCAGCUAACUGGAUAAUCAAUAUCAGUGACAAUGGAUGGAUAACAGAUAAGAUUGGGUUAGAAUGGCUUAAACUCCAUUUUAUUCCUCUUACCAAUGACCGUACAUUGGGAAAAUAUCGGAUGUUGAUUCUUGAUGGUCAUGGAAGCCAUUUAACUGCCGAAUUUGACCGUACAUGCACUGAGAAUAAUAUUAUUCCAAAGCGAAUAAGCCGGCAUACGAGAAGUUCAUCUGAGGCUAUUGAUGAAGUGUUUACACGGGCGUCAAAGGCUUAUGAGAUGAGUAUUAAUAAGCUUACAAUUGCACAGAAGGAACUCCAUGAUCUACGGGCUGCACAUGAGAAGGAGAAGCAAAAACGUCAAAAAUCUAAAAAGCAAAUAUCUCUAGAGCAAGGAAUUAUUAGAGAGGAAGCUCAGGCACUUGUACAAGGUCAGAUUGAGGCCUCUCAAGCUGUCACUACUGCUCCGGCCGAGCCUGAGCUCCCAGUCUCUCAUCCACCUGUACGACGUCAAUUUCGCUGCAGUGGUUGCGGUAUUGAAGGACAUAAAAUAACCGGAUGUCCUAAUCGUACUAGGAGUUAA